GCAGAUCGGGGCCACAUGGAGGCGGCGGAGGACGCCGCGGCCGCGCCCGAGUCGUGGGAGACGGCCGACCUCGACGGGGCCAUGAGCCGCCUGCUCCUCUCCUCCUCCUCCUCCUCCUCCACCUCCGCGCGACGCGUCGCCUCCUCGCCGGACCUCGCCGACGAAGGCGACGACCACGACACGCCACCGUUGACGGCCACGCAGACCCCCGCCAGCGCCGACGAUCUCGUCGCGCAGGUCGACCAGUUCCUCCGGGAGGCGCUCGAGAAGCCCCGCGAGAGGCUCUCAGUGCUACGCAUGGAGCAAGACAUCCUCAAGUUCAUCCACGACCCAAGGCAGGCGCAGUUCGAGUUCCAGGGCCUGCCGACGUCCUACCUGCGCCUCGCCGCCCACCGUCUGGCGCAGCACUACUUCCUGCAGUCGAUCGCCAUGCCAGAUCCCAGCUUGCCCGACGGGACCAGCUCCCGGAUCAUCCUCCGCAAGACGUCGGCUGAAUGCCGCUUGCCCACGAUCCGCCUAGCUGACAUUCCAGUGAACCUGCCUCAGGAAGAUACCAGCGCUGUGGCUGCCAAAGUAGCUAUCAAGCAAAGGCCCCAGAAGAACCACCAUGGGGGUGCAGGUGCAGGUGCUAACUUGUCCAAAGGCAACCUUCAGAAGAGUGUUGAAGAGAGGAAAGAGGAGUACAACAAGGCACGUGCUCGCAUAUUUAGCACCACUAGCGGUGGCAGUGAUGCGCCUGAUGGAAGACCGGUUGAGGAAGUCAUCUUGCCCAAUACCCUACAUAGGUCCACUUCCUUGGAGCUCAACUCAAACACCCGCUACGCUCAAGUGUCUGAACCUACCCUUGAAAGGAGUUUGACUAGUACAUCAUCUAGCAGCAGAUCAAAUAGAAGCAGGAUUGACAAGGAGCCUCCACUCAGUAGAGGCAGGCAAGGCAAUAAUAGGGUGGCAAUAUUUCGCGACCGGGACUCAGAACGCAAGGAUCCUGAUUAUGACAGAAGCUAUGACAGGUACAUGCAAAGAUUUGAUCCUGGUUUUGGAUUUAAUGGAGGCGCCUAUACCAUUCAACCUCUGUAUGCUCCUGCUGUUACCUACAACACUGAGUUCCCCCAGCUUGGGUCACCACAAAUGUCUCCUGUUGCUGUUGAGCAGCCUCAUCCAAUGGCUCAGCACAUGCCUGGGCCCUGGUCGCCGGCCCAAUCACCUAAUGCAAUUGGCUACAGGCCUGCAGAUGGUGUCAUGCCACCCUACAGUCCUGGUCAACCUGGUGCUCCUGUCAGGUCUUCUGUUUUCAUGCAUGCUUCCCAGCAAUAUGCCAUGCCUUCACGCCCAGGAGUCUCAUUUGUACAUCCACAGGAUUCCAUGCGACCAUUUGCACAGACUCACCAACAACAGCAAGCUGAAGCUAGUCUACGCCUAGCCCGGCCCCGGUGAGGGGCCUGGGCAUGCCUGCUCCUGCCAGCACACACUGAACAUGCAAAUCAAAUUGGAUGAGGCAUCAUUCUCAUCUCUGGCUGGCAGGAGCAGGCAUGAAAUAACCGAGAGUCGCAGGGCUGGGCCAGUCAUCUGCUUGAUCAUUUCAUGCUCGUGCGAUUCUCGGUGUGGUUCCUCCCUGCACUUCGUGAUGUUGGGAGGGGGCACCUAACUCCAUUGUCCGUGACGUAAACUGCAGACCGUUGCUUGGACCUCUCAAGUCCUAGCAUAGAAGAUGCUGAGAAGUGGAGGGCAGAGCAGUCCUUGUCUGUCUUUCUUCUCGGUGCUGUGGCUCCUUGCAUACCAAGAUGUGAGAUGCAAGAGGGGCACAUGUUACCUAUGGCUCCUUGGAAUAUGAGGGUCACCGUUCGGUGAACAAGAGAAGAGAAGGGGCACAUGUUACCUAUGGCUCCUUGGAACACGAGGGGCACCGUUCGGCCAACAAGAAAAGAGAAUGGGGCAAAUGUUGCCUAUGGCUCCUUGGAAGAUAAGGGGCACCGUUCGGUCAACAAGAAAAGAGAAUCGGGGCAUCCAGUAUGUGGAUAGACAACCAAGACCUGGGUGCCCCAUUGGGAUUACCAGACUUGGCACUUGUUCUCCUCUGGCUCGGCUGAAGUUGCCCUGAUUGCGGCCCAGCUUCAGACGGAAGGGUUCAGCCCUGAUUGCC
Messenger RNA from Lolium rigidum, 2140 nucleotides. RefSeq names its product R3H domain-containing protein 2-like. The transcript is spliced from 5 exons. Gene Ontology annotation, molecular function: nucleic acid binding. The coding region runs from base 16 to 1434 and encodes 472 amino acids. NCBI's taxonomy places the organism in Eukaryota, Viridiplantae, Streptophyta, Magnoliopsida, Poales, Poaceae. The record is from RefSeq and is a predicted model, not a curated record.